ACUCAGUGGAGCUCAGUCACUUGGUAGCACAGAGUAAGAGAAGAGAUAUUUGAGCUUGAAAGUGGAAUCACGGUCGAGACUAGAAUAUGGUUAUACUCAUCAAUUGAGUAACAUGUUGGACUAAAUGGCAAUAAAUAUAAAAUUGGCCAUAUUUGUUGAGAGCCAUCAAUUGAAAUCCUUAUACGAGGUAGAAUAUCAGAAUAUUGGUUUUCUAGUAAUAACGGUACUUGGAAAGUUUAUCAACUAAUCAAUGAUUGAUUACUGGACUGUGUGAAAAUAUUGUGAAUCCCGAUAGUCGAUCAAACUAUUUCACCUGCGCUUGAGAUUGAAACAGGAAGGGGCGUGUCGUUGACUCGCUUAGUCGGGAAAUGACUAUAUCUUACGCUAGUGAAGUCCCAAAUGGAUCCAGCUUUGGCUGUUUCUGGAGAAUUCUUAUUAAAUGGCGAGGAUCAGUAUACAAACUCAUAUGGAGGGAAUUAUUAGCUUAUCUCUUCGUGUAUUAUAUGAUAAAUAUAACUUAUAGAUAUGCACUUAACGAUCAACAACAGAGGAUAUUUGAAAAAAUACGCUUUUAUUUUGGAAAUUCGAGCGAGUCGAUACCGAUGUCGUUCGUUCUGGGAUUUUACGUUAGUCUCGUCGUAAAAAGAUGGUGGGAACAGUAUAAACUACUUCCUUGGCCUGAUAACUUGGCCCUAUUCAUCAGUGCAGCCAUACCAGGAAUCGAUGAACGAGGACGAUUGAUGAGACGUAAUAUCGUCAGAUACGCUGUAUUGGCGUAUGUAAUUACAUUACAAAGAAUUUCAUUGAGGGUGAAAAGGCGUUUUCCAACACUUCAGCAUAUUGUCGAUGUAGGCUUAAUGAUGGAGUCAGAGAAGAAGAUUUUUGAAAUGAUGAAUAAGAAAGCAGCAAUGUCCAAGUACUGGAUGCCAUUGGUGUGGGCAACGAAUAUAAUAAAUCGAGCAAGAAAAGAAAAGCUCAUUGAAAGUGAUCAUGUAGUUCAAACACUUUUGGUAGAGUUGAGCGACAUUAGAAAGCGAUUAGGUGCUUUAAUUGGAUAUGAUACGGUGUGUGUUCCACUCGUUUAUACGCAGGUAGUUACAUUAUCCCUGUACGCGUACUUCUUUUCAGCCCUGUUGGGACGCCAGUUUGUCGAGCGUUCGUCCAAUGGAGCUGGUUCACCUGGAAAAUAUGAAGAUCCGGAUAUGUAUUUUCCAGUUUUCACCACACUUCAGUUUUGUUUUUACGUUGGAUGGUUGAAAGUCGCCGAGGUGCUGAUAAAUCCUUUUGGUGAAGAUGAUGACGAUAUUGAAUUGAACUGGCUAAUUGAUCGACAUAUAAAGGCUGCAUACAUGAUAGUAGAUGAGAUGCAUGAAGAACAUCCUGAAUUGCUGAAAGAUCAAUAUUGGGAUGAGGUUGUGCCGAAAGAUUUGCCCUAUACAGUAGCCAGCGAACAGUAUCGUAGAGAAGAACCAAAAGGUUCAGCUGAACACUACAAAGUCAAGGAGAGCGAUGCUCUCUAUGCCAAUGUUAUGCUUGGUACUCAAAUACACAGUGGAAAUCAACAUAGAAAGUUGCACCAAGAUGAUAUGUAUGCAGAUUACGAGAGUGUCGAUACGCCUCUAGUUGAAAGACGGAAGAAUUGGCUUCAGCGACAAAUAACACGAAUGGGCUCUGUUAGAAGUUCAUCAACGACGUACAGUAGUAGUGGAUUUUUUUCACGAAAUCGCCAUAACAGUGUAUACAGUAGCCCAGAAAGUGGAGGAUUGCCGCAAACUAAUCCUCAUCCCAAUGUCAAGAUGUCUCUCUAUGAUCGACUUGUGGGAAGAAAGAGUAUACGGAGUCAACGUUUAGGACGUCAAGGAACAAUGACAAAAUUACACUCAGUUCCCAUAUCACUAAAAAAUCGACCGAGAAUACCUACGCCAGAUGUGACAAAAGAAGUAGUUGAUCGUGAACAGAGGCUUGCCUUAUCAGUGAGUAAUGCAGCAACUAUUGGCGCAGGUGUAGUGGGAGUUAUUCCCACAGCUAAUGGUUCUUAUGCAGCAGAUCUGCCAGUAGUUCAAGUUGUUUUAUCACCAAUUCAAGAAACCGAAUCUACUCCUUCAGCAAGUAGAGGGGGUACAGCUGCAGCAGCACUUGCUCAAGCAGUUCUUCCUCCAACUUUAACAAGUGCGGGUCUAGUAGCACCGGUUACUUUAACUCCAGUAACAAUGAGUCAACUUACUGAAUUAGGUCUCGUCACAACAACUUCAGCUUCAAUGCCACAAUCCAAUGGCAAUUGUCAUAUUACCCUAACCGAGGUUAAUAGCAGUGAAGAAGAAACAUCUACUGCUAGCAAUACUAGUAAUUCAAGACAUGAAAGUAUAAAAACCGAUCGCGAGGAAGGACAACACCACAGUUCACCUGGUGGUAGUCAAGCCAAUUCACCGAGCAUUGAAAAUCCUUCCGCCGGCGGAUAUAUUACAUCAACAAACGAUGUUAUCACACAUCAACAAAAUGAUGUUAAGGGAAGGCGAUCGAGCUCUCUGCCUGGGACAACUCCUACAAUGCCACUCAGAGAAGAUAGGAGUUUUUCAUUGCCGCAUGAAAUUCAAACUAUUUCUGCUACAAACAAACAUAUUAAUUCACUUUUGGCGGCAGCACCAGGAGUUGUUAAUCUUCAAGGAAGACAGAGAACAAGUAGCGUUGGUGGUGACUCGCCUCGACCAAGACUUCAAGAAUCUCAACGGAGAAUUAGUACGCCUGCUAGUACAAAUUCAGCAAUGUUAACAGGGAACAUAUCGACUGGAUCUUCCAGUGGGAUUAAAAGAGGUGAAGUUUAUGUUUGACAUGAUUUUUUAAAAUUUUACCAUAUCCUGUGAAUAUUGUCAUUCCAUGUAAAAAAAAAAAAAAAACAAAACAAAACAAACAAUCGACCAUUUGUUUUACAAGUCUAUAGGAGAAAUUGGGUCUUGAGACAGCUGAGAAUACUAAUAACGGUUUUAGUAAUGAUGAAUAUAUCGUUCAUAGCCGUUUUUUCACGUUGUUAAUUCAAGAAGGUAUUAGUGCUCAUGGCUGUAUGUAUUGUAAGGGAAUUGAGUGACUCAGGAGAACACUAUUUCUUAAUGAAAAAAAAGUGUAAUAAUAGAGUAGGGCGGGGACUCAAGUUUACGAUUCAAAUCAUCCAUUAAUAAGGACUCGACGUUAUAGAUAUUUUCCUUGGUGACUAACGUUAACUAUAGUAUUUCAUUGAUGUAAAUAUUAUUUUGUUGAUAUUCUCUUUUCUACAUAUCUUAAAAAAAUCAAUCUCAUUAAUAGUCCCCAUAUAAUAAAAUAAAUUAAAGGAGAUAAAUAACUCAUUAGGCGGUAAUGGGGAAUGAAAAAUAAAAUUUGUGAUAUGACUGAUUGUUGAGAAUUUUCUCAAUGUAAAUGUUAUAUAUUCUAUCGUACGAAUAAGAUCUGAUCGUUGAUAUGGAUAAUUCGGCCGUGGAAAACCUUGUACAAUUUUACAUUCAAUUUUAUAAUUUUCAUCUACAUGCUGCAAAUAAUAAUCCAUCAUCGAAAAUAUGAUGAAUUUACAGUUUUGUCUCAAGACAAAUGAUUUUUUAACAAAAAAACAAUGGGUGCUUUUUACUUCCACAAGCAAAUGGCCAAUGUGAUCGACUACUGAGCCUAUUUUUACGUGUUAUCAUUGUAUUUAUUACGAUUAGAAAACAAAUAUUAAUCAUAUGUAGCCCAAAAUAAUGGAAUGAACCUACUUCUUACAUAUGAUGAUAAUUGUAUUGAAUUGAAUAAGCUUUUUACAUUAACAAUAUCCCUGGACCAUUGCUCAAUAAUGCCUCAAUUGAAGAAAUCGAUAGGUGUGCUUCGUUUACCACCGCAGUCGAUGAGUUUGUUAGGAUAAUUUGUGAUGGGGGCUUUGUGCAAUUAUUGUGUUGUAUAAACAUAAAAUCUUUCCUUUCAAGAAGACACAUCUUGACGAUCAUUCACGAUCAAUCUGAAGAAGUGUUCAUGUUUUUGUGGUUUGAUUAUCUAUGAAAGUUCAGUAUUUGUGUAUAAUAGCCAAUAAAAUGAGUUGUUUUGAA
Molecule: messenger RNA, 4064 nt
Organism: Diachasma alloeum
Lineage: Eukaryota; Metazoa; Arthropoda; Insecta; Hymenoptera; Braconidae
Gene: Best2
Product: bestrophin-3
Exons: 8
Coding region: 369-2828 (819 amino acids)
Molecular function (GO): chloride channel activity
Source: RefSeq, a predicted model, not a curated record